Larimichthys crocea (large yellow croaker) is the source of this 3684-nucleotide messenger RNA. RefSeq names its product sodium/potassium/calcium exchanger 2. The record is from RefSeq and is a predicted model, not a curated record. Gene Ontology annotation, molecular function: calcium channel activity; calcium, potassium:sodium antiporter activity. The coding region runs from base 325 to 2247 and encodes 640 amino acids. Gene Ontology annotation, biological process: long-term synaptic depression; intracellular calcium ion homeostasis; calcium ion transmembrane transport. The transcript is spliced from 11 exons. Gene Ontology annotation, cellular component: plasma membrane. Lineage: Eukaryota; Metazoa; Chordata; Actinopteri; Sciaenidae.
UCAGCUCGUGGGACCUUUCUCCUUUGGGAUUCAAUUUAGUGGAAUAUUCACUCAGUGACUCAGGACCUGACAACCUGCUGGAAUCCUGCUGCACGAAGGAUUUCCAAGUGUGUGAGUAAUAUGAGGAAGCCUUUGAAUGUGCUGGAUCCUGGAAUCAGACUGCAGGGCUUCCAUUGUGUUUAGACCGGGGAGCGGCAUGCAAACAAAUCGGUGAACUGCCACGACCUGUCAAACCCCCACCCUCAUAGCCACCAACACCACCAACCCAGCUUUGGGGUUGACUCCAGACACUUGCACUCUGCCUGACAACCUGAGCCAAACGUCAUGGAUUUCAUACUACCCAUAAGACGUCAAGAGAUGAUGGCGUCCUCCAGUUCUGCGCCUCUUCUGGGCCCUCACAGCAGCUGCUCCAGGCACCACUACCAGGGAGUCAAAAGAAAGCUACGACCAGGGCGAAUUCUGGGCUUUAUCAUCAGCCUGGUGGCGGUCUGCACAGUCUGCUCAUGGAGUGCCUUUUCGCUGGUCACAACAGUGGCUAAGGAGCUGGAAUCACCUGUUGAGGGCUCAGCAGAUACAGCAGUACCCCAAAGAACUCUUCUACAGUAUAGCAACCUCUCAGCUGCACCAGAGGACACACCAGUGGCCAUGAAAACAUUUGAAGUGGAGAUGAAUCACGGGGACUACCCAACGGACUACUUCAGCGUAGAGGAGAGACGCCAGGGCUAUGUGGUUCUUCAUAUGUUUGGCAUGUUGUACAUGUUCAUAGCCUUAGCCAUUGUCUGUGAUGAAUUCUUUGUUCCUGCACUCACCGUCAUCACAGAGAAGCUGGAGAUCUCUGAUGAUGUAGCAGGAGCCACCUUCAUGGCAGCAGGUGGUUCAGCCCCAGAGCUCUUCACUUCUGUCAUAGGAGUCUUUGUCUCCCACAGUAAUGUGGGUAUUGGUACCAUUGUGGGAUCCGCCGUCUUCAACAUCCUGUUUGUGAUCGGGAUGUGUGCCCUGUUUUCCAAAGAGGUGCUGAACCUCACCUGGUGGCCUCUUUUCAGAGAUGUCUCAUUCUAUAUCGUUGGCCUGCUCAUGCUUAUCUAUUUCUUUCUGGAUAAUCAAAUCACGGUGGGGGAAAGUAUUGGCCUGCUGUCGUGUUACACCUGCUAUGUGACAUUCAUGAAGUUCAAUUCCAAAGUAGAACUUGUCAUGAAGACCCUUAUUGGCAGCAACCAGGUGGUCGAACUGGAGCCUGCACCAAAGGUAAAUGUACCUGCAGAUGAUGAGAACAAGCUGACGGCCAAGCCCAGGCUGCAGAGGGAAGGCAGCUGUGCGUCUCUACACAACUCACUGAUGAGAAACAGCAUCUUCCAGCUCAUGAUCCACACCCUGGACCCCCUGAGUGAUGAAGGUACGGGGCAAUUUAAAGAGAAGGCAUCAAUCCUUCACAAAAUGGCAAAGCAGAAGUGUAAAGACGAGGCCACCAAUGCCAACGGCAUAGGAGCCCUCUCCCAGACACAACUUCCAAGAAAAGCAAAUUUGGAUAAAAACAUCCCAAACAGUACAAAUGUUGCUGUGGAGGUCACACCACCCAUGAACGGCGUGGCAGGAGGAGAAGAGGGUCCUGACGAAGAGGAGGAUGAAGACCAGCCUCUGAGCCUGGCCUGGCCUGACACCCUCAGGAAACAGAUCACCUACCUCUUCAUCCUGCCCAUCGUUCUUCCACUAUGGAUCACACUGCCUGACGUCAGGAGAGAGACUUCAGAAAAGUUCUUCCCCAUCACUUUCCUUGGCGCCAUUUCUUGGAUUGCUUUCUUCUCCUACCUGAUGGUUUGGUGGGCUCACCAGGUAGGAGAAACGUUCUGGAUCACGGAGGAGAUAAUGGGUCUAACUAUAUUAGCAGCUGGUACUUCCAUCCCUGACCUGAUCACCAGUGUGAUUGUGGCACGAAAAGGCCUUGGUGACAUGGCUGUGUCCAGCUCUGUGGGCUCCAACAUCUUUGAUAUCACUGUGGGUCUGCCGUUCCCCUGGCUCAUCUACCACAUCCUCAAUGACUUCAAGCCGGUGGAGGUGAGCAGCAACGGCCUGUUCUGCGCCAUUGUCCUCCUCUUCCUCAUGCUCCUUUUUGUCAUCGUAUCCAUUGCGUCCUGCAAAUGGAGAAUGAGCAAGCUCCUGGGACUUCUCAUGUUCGUACUCUACUUCGUCUUCCUCAUCAUCAGUGUCAUGCUGGAGGACAAAAUCAUCACCUGUCCUGUCACCAUCUGAGAAAGACCGACUCCUGUCGAUUGUCAGAAAGCAUAAAUGUGCUGUACCAUGAUUUACUAUAGAAGUGGGGAACAUGCUCGCACAGAUACAAACUGUCUCUUAUCUGUCUCACAUACAUACACAGUAGACGACUGCACGUAUCCAUGGAUUCAGAAUCAAGUGAAAUGUGAAGCACACACAGAUUGUGUGUAAAUCAACGCUGCAAAAAGCCAUCUACCAGUGGCACGUGAGCCUGUACAUCAUUUUACCACCCAGUAGGUACCAUGUGACUACUUUCAGUAGCAGUUACUGGUUUAAACCUGCUGAAACUCGGGAUGGAAACUUUGAUUUGAAGAUCACCAGAGAUUUUGGGAGUUUUGGGGAGGGGUUUUUCAGCUGAAGGACUGUGCAGCAGUAUAAGAAGUACCUCCGCUACUCAUGCAAGCAGCCAGUGUAUAAACUGAAUAUGAAGGCUCAAAGAGAUGUUAUUUUUUGUUUUAAAGGACAGUGAAACUCUGGAGAGAUCGUGCAUGUAUGGAAUAAAAAACUAAAUCAGAAAGGGCUGGAGUAACACAUAUGCGUGAUAGCUGCUAAAUAUACCUUUAGAUUUUAACUAUGUUCAUCCCAUCACCCAAUGUCAUAGACAAAAUAAAUAUCCAGUGUUAAAAAUCAGCACAUUGUAUUUGAGAACAUAUUUGUCAGAAAUUCAUACUUUAUAUCCCAUCCACAAAUAUCUAUAAUAGAAAACAAAAAUUCUAAAUAGUUAUAAUACAGUGUAAACAGAUAGAAAGGCCUAAGGUCUGCUCAAUAUUUCUGCUGAUAUCCCAACUAUCUUAUUUGGAUUUGUCAUAUAACAAGCUUCUGAGUCUGCCUUUACAUACACCACUUUAGAGAUAUAUUACUUAAAUAUCCUGACUAAAAAUGGAUGAUUUCCGUACAUGAAAAUGUAAUAAACAGGUCAGUGUCACAUUUCCCAGUAGAUGAGGUACUCUAAAGAGCAAGUGGUGGAUUAAAGAUUAGUGUUUACUUUAAACUCAACAGUGUUUUUUCUUCUGAACUAUGUAUUUAUAAAAAAGGAGUGUUCAAUAUCAACAGGUAUCACCCGGUUUCCUUUGCAAUGUUUCGAUGUAAAACAAUUCGUGUACUGUAUAACAUGUAUAUAUUUUUCCUCAUUCUCCAUGUCUGUAGGCCUUUUGUAUCAUACGCAACAGGCCUAAUAUGGAGCAAUUGUUGCUACAUUCAGAUACUACUUCCCUGUGUGACAUAUAAGAUGAAAGCUUUGAAUGAAACUGUUAAAAGAAACAUUGAGUAUUCUAAAACAAAGCAUGGACUGGUUUUGUUUUUAUUUGUCAAUUUAAUUUUCUUCUAAUCGCAAAAACUCAGAAGAGUCCUGCUGUGAUAGAAAAUGAUUAUGUCACAAAAAGUGUGUUUUCCAUCGACUAAACUGCUGGAAAUAUU